Messenger RNA from Stegostoma tigrinum, 6036 nucleotides. RefSeq names its product unconventional myosin-Vc-like. The record is from RefSeq and is a predicted model, not a curated record. Lineage: Eukaryota; Metazoa; Chordata; Chondrichthyes; Orectolobiformes; Stegostomatidae. Gene Ontology annotation, cellular component: vesicle; cytoplasm; actin cytoskeleton. Gene Ontology annotation, molecular function: actin filament binding; microfilament motor activity; ATP binding. The transcript is spliced from 40 exons. The coding region runs from base 176 to 5548 and encodes 1790 amino acids. Gene Ontology annotation, biological process: actin filament organization; vesicle transport along actin filament.
AGAAGGUGCAAAGUCUGCCUGAUGUGUGGCUAUAACAGGCGGGACGCGCUGAGAGCGCGAUAGGCAGUGAGUGAAUGUGAGCGAGGGGGACAGAAAUUGUAACAAGCUCGUUGCUCCAGCCAUGAGGAACUGCAGUACGCGUUAAAUCUGGCACGUACUGAGGCGACACUUCGCUAUGGCGGUGGCAGAACUGUACACCAAGUAUAAUAGUGUUUGGAUUCCUGACCCUGAUGAAGUCUGGCAAUCGGCUGAGAUCACUAAGGACUAUAAGAAGGGAUCGGAUGUACUGUUUCUGCAGUUAGAAGAUGGCACUGAAUUGGAGUAUCCAAUUGACCCAGUUAAGACACAACUGCCACCUUUACGGAAUCCAGACAUACUGGUGGGUGAAAAUGACCUCACGGCACUCAGCUAUCUCCAUGAACCUGCAGUUUUGCAUAACCUCAAAGUGCGCUUUGUGGAUUCCAAACUCAUCUACACUUAUUGCGGUAUUAUUCUCGUGGCCAUUAACCCUUACAAAGAGAUACCAAUCUAUGGAGAUGCCAUUAUCCAUGCCUACAGUGGGCAGAAUAUGGGUGAUAUGGAUCCUCAUAUUUUUGCUGUUUCUGAAGAAGCUUACAAACAAAUGGCCAGGAAGAAUAGAAACCAGUCUAUUAUUGUGAGUGGAGAAUCUGGUGCAGGGAAGACUGUAUCUGCUCGAUAUGCGAUGAGGUAUUUUGCUACGGUUAGUAAGUCCAGUAGCAAGGCUUGUGUAGAAGAUAAAGUCCUUGCAUCAAACCCUAUAACAGAGGCAAUCGGAAAUGCAAAGACAACGCGAAAUGACAAUAGCAGCCGUUUUGGUAAAUACACAGAGAUCAGUUUUAAUAACCAGUAUCGAAUCAUUGGUGCAAAUAUGAGAACUUACUUACUGGAAAAAUCAAGGGUGGUCUUUCAGGCUGAAAAUGAAAGAAAUUACCAUAUAUUCUACCAGCUUUGUGCUUCUGCUGAUCGACCUGAGUUCAAGCAUCUGAAAUUAGCUCCUGCGGAGAACUUUAGUUAUGUGAACAUGGGUGGAAAUACUGUGAUUGAUGGUAUUAAUGACCGAACUGACUUCAUUGAAACACAAAAAACAUUUUCGUUGCUGGGCUUGAACAAAGACUUUCAGAUGGAUAUCUUCAAAGUGUUGGCAGGGAUUCUGCACCUGGGAAAUGUUGAAAUAAAAGCUGUGGGUGAUGACAAAUCCUCAGUCAAACAUGAUGAUAAUCACCUGAAAGUAUUUUCUGAACUCUUGGAGAUCAAGUUGGAGAAGAUGGCUCAUGGACUGUGCCACCGAAAAAUUGCGACUACCUCAGACACUGUAGUCAAACCCAUGACCAAGGUUCAAGCAAUCAAUGCUAGAGAUGCUUUGGCUAAACACAUCUAUGCUCAUCUGUUCAGCUGCAUUGUGGAUCACAUUAACAAGGCUUUGCAGUUUACUGGCAAGAAGCAUACAUUUAUUGGCGUUCUGGACAUUUAUGGGUUUGAAACCUUUGACGUGAAUAGCUUUGAACAGUUCUGUAUAAAUUAUGCCAAUGAAAAACUGCAGCAACAAUUUAAUUUGCAUGUGUUUAAACUGGAACAAGAUGAAUACAUGAAAGAAGACAUUCCAUGGGCACUGAUUGAAUUCAAUGACAACCAACCUUGCAUUGAUCUGAUUGAAGCUAAAAUGGGCAUACUGGAGCUAUUGGAUGAGGAGUGCCUGUUGCCGCAAGGAACGGAGGAAAACUGGCUUCAGAAACUUCAGAAUAAUUACUUGAAUAAAAAUCCCCUCUUUGAGAAGCCUCGAAUGUCGAGUAAAGCCUUCAUCAUCCUGCACUUUGCUGACAAGGUGCAGUAUGAAUGUGACGGAUUCCUUGAAAAGAACAGGGACACGUUAUAUGAAGAAUUGAUUGAUGUACUGAAGAAAAGUAAGUUGAGUCUCCUAGCUGAUUUCUUUCAAGAAAAUGAACCAUCUACAGGGAGCUUGAGGGCAAACAUUAAAGUCAGGCCUGCAAGACCGGGGUUUAAAUCCUUCAACAAACAACAUCGGACAACUGUCGGCAGUAAGUUCCGUAAUUCUCUGCAUCUGCUAAUGGAGACCCUUAAUGCUACAACACCUCACUAUGUGCGCUGCAUUAAGCCGAAUGAUUUGAAGCUGCAGUUUGAGUAUGAUUCAAAGAGAGUUGUUCAACAGCUUAGAGCCUGUGGUGUUCUGGAAACUAUUCGGAUUAGUGCGCAGAGUUAUCCUUCCAGAUGGACUUACUUUGAGUUUUUCAGUCGCUACCGCAUUCUGAUGUCACAACAAGACCUUGCAUUAGAUGAUAAAAAACAGAUAUGCAAAGAAGUCUUGAAGCAUUUAAUUCAGGAUCCAAACCAAUACCAGUUUGGUAAGACGAAGAUCUUCUUUCGCGCGGGCCAAGUGGCGUAUUUGGAAAAACUGCGCGCAGAUAAACUGAGGGCAGCUUCAGUCACUAUACAGAAGAAUCUGCGAUGCUGGAUUCAGCGGAAAAAAUUCCUCAAGAUGAAACGAGCUGCUAUUAUCAUUCAGCAAUAUGUUCGUGGCGAGCGUGCCAUACGACACGUAUUGAACGCGGCUACUUUAAAACAAUCCUGGGGUGCAGUUAUCAUCCAGAAACACUGGCGGCGAUUUUUAUUGUCUCGUCGCUAUCAGCUCAUUCUCAUGGCUACCAUCAGAAUUCAGUCUUUCACGCGAGGCUGGUUAGCAAGGAGAACAUAUGAGAAGAUGCUGCAGGAUCAGAAAGCAUUAGUAAUUCAAAAGCAUGUUCGUGCUUGGUUGGUAAGACGUAGAUAUCAAAGUAUACGGCGUUUUGUUUUGAACAUCCAACUCUCGUUUCGUGUUAAACAACUCCACAAGAAACUGGAUGAACAGAGCAAAGAGAACAAGGGGUUGUUGGAACGUUUGACACACAUGUCCACAGUUCACUCAGCCGAUCUCAACAAAUAUCAGAAACUUGAGGAAGAGCUACAGAAAACAGUGACACAAAAGCAGUUCAUUGAGGAGCAAGUAAAGAAAUCCAAGGGCCAAACUGAGCAGACGCUGUCAGAGUUCAGAAAGCAAACAUUAUCACUUCAAGCACAAAACCAGAAACUGGAGAAGCAACAUCAAGAACAGACCCAAGAAAUGAAAGAAAAAAUUACUGAAAUCACACGCCAACAUCUCAGUGAGUUAGAAAGGGAAGAACAGCAGAGGAGAACAUUGGAAAAUAAUUUUGAGACCCAGAAGGAGAGCUACGAGCAGCAAAUAAAAGCACUGAUUGAUCAAGUCAAGCAUCUACAAGAGGAAAGAAUCCAGUUGCAGGAGCAGGUUCAAGAGGAGUACCUGAUAAAUGAUGGUCUGCGCAAGGAGUUAGCACAACUGGCUGAUGAAGCACUAGUAAUUCCAAAACUUAAAGGAGACAUUGCAACUCUUGAAAUGAAAAGCCAAGAUUUGGAAAUGUGUUUGCAAAAGCAAAGAAAAGAAAUGAGAGAAAAAGUAGAAGAAAUUACAAAACAGCUCCUUGGAGGUUUAGAGGGAGAGGAGCUACGAAAGAGGCUUUCUCCAGAGGAUAUGGAACAACUAAAUGAAGAUGGAGAGCUCUGGUUGGCAUAUGAAGGAUUGAAAAGAGCUACCAGAGUGAUGGAAAUACAUAUUCAGUCUCAGAAAGAAAACUACGAAAAAGAAAUCGAGGAGCUCAGUUUUAGAAUUGAUCAGCUCUGUGAAGAGACAACACAUCUCCAACAAAAGGUCCAAGCAGAAAAUGACACUAAUGAGACUAUUCGGCAGGAACUGACCAGACUGGCUAAAGAAAAUCUGGUCAUACCAGAUUUCAAACUCCAAAUAUUAGAGCUGCAAAAACAGAAACAAGACAUUGAGAACCACUUACAAGGACAGGUUGUGGAAAUGAAAGAAAAAAUGGAAGAAGUUACUGAUCAAUUACAUGGAAAUCUUAAAGAAGAAGGAUUCCAAAGAAGAUUGUUAGAGAUCCAGAAAGCUAACUGUGCCAAAGAAAAUGUGGAAUUGCUUGCUAAGGUGAGAAAACUUGAAAAUGAGAAUCGUCAACUACUGAAUUGGACCCAAACUGAUAGUGCAGCUAGUAACAGAAUGAAACAAGAAGCAUCUCAAUUAACACUGGAAAACUGGGAUCUGGAAGAACGUCUUGACCAGAAAGAAAAGCAAAUCAGAAAGUUGCAAAAUCAGAUUAAGUCCUUAACUAAAAAUAUGGAUAGAGGACAUCGAGCCAAUGGAAAAGUGAGCCCCAUUGUGAAGAAGGAGUUCCUUGGCAUGUUGGAAUGUAAAGCUGAAGAUGAAGAAAAGCUCAUAAAAAAUCUAAUUUUGGGUGAAGUUGUUUCCUUUGUUUUCUGGUUCCUUCCGCUUUGUGAAAGACAGACGAAUAGUAUCAAUAUUAGACUUGUAUUUAGGAGCCUUCUCUGUACUAAUGUAUAUGGUCUUGCCUCACUAUUAGACUUAAAACCACGAGGUGUGGUUGUCAAUAUGAUUCCAGUACUACCAGCAAGCAUCCUGUUCAUGUGUAUACGUUACGCCGAUGAUAGUAACGAUGCUGAAAUGCUGAAAUCCCUGAUGAACUCUCUACUUGAUGGUAUCAAAAAAGUCACUAAGAAUCACGAUGAAGAUUUUGAAAUGCUGUCAUUUUGGCUUUCCAACAGUGUCCAUUUUCUUAACUGCUUAAAGCAGUACAGUGGAGAGGAGGAAUUUAUGAAGCAUAACACUCCUCAACAAAAUAACCAGUGUCUGAAAAACUUUGACCUGUCUGAAUAUAGACAGAUUCUGAGUGACUUGGCUAUUCACAUUUAUCAACAACUCAUUCAAGUGAUGGAAGAUGACCUUCAGCCAAUGAUAGUAUCAGGAAUGCUGGAGCAUGAAAGUCUGCAGGGUAUUUCGAGCAUGAAGCCAACUGGACUUCGGAAAAGGUCUUCAAGUUAUCGAGAAGAAGUGGACAAGUACACAAUAUCUUCCAUUUUGCAGCAGCUGAGCUACUACUUCACCACUAUGUGUCAGCAUGACAUGGACACAGAUCUGAUCAAGCAGGCAGUUAAACAGCUCUUCUUUCUAAUUGGAACAAUCACCCUUAAUAACCUCUUCCUGCGCAAAGACAUGUGCUCAUGCAGAAAAGGAAUGCAAAUAAGGUGUAACAUUAGUUACUUGGAAGAGUGGUUGAAGGAGAAGAAUAUGCAGAGCAGUAAUGCCAAAGAAACCCUGGAACCACUCUCUCAGGCUGCCUGGCUACUUCAGGUUAACAAGAUCACAGACGAUGAUGUGAAGGAAAUAUGUGAAAAAUGUUCAGCUCUCUCAGCUGUGCAGAUUGUCAAGAUUUUGAACUCCUAUACACCAAUUGAUGAUUUUGAGAAACGCUUGGCUCCAUCCUUUGUACGCAAAGUUCAGUCACAACUGAACAGUCGUGGAGAUGGAUCAACGUUGAUAAUUGAUGCCAAAUAUCGUUUUCAAGUGACUUUUCCAUUCAGUCCAUCUCCACAAGCACUGGAGACAGUGCAGAUUCCCAGUAGCUUCAAAUUAAACUUCCUUACUCAGAUCUGAAAGAAAUGCUACUGUGUCAGAUAUCUGAUAGUAAACUUUGAAGAUGAGAGUUAUUUUAAAAAUUAAUUUUAAAGAUGUGGAUGACUUGGAUUUUGGGAUUUGGUAUUUAUUUUUCUUCCUCAUGUCAAAUUUAAUGAGUUAUUCGUGUUUAACUACAUUUUUAUAUUGUGCAUUUAAAAAUAAGUGCAGUGUAGUUUUACAAAAUUUCAAAACACAUUAAGUUUUGAUUGGCUGCUCUUACAAGGACAGUAUUUAAUAAUUUUUAAAAGCUCUGCAAGGAUUUCACAAAUAGAUGCAGUCUCAUGUUGCCUAAUAUUUUAUAUAAAGGUGAAGGAAGUGAUGUUUUUCAUAAUGUUUAUAGGAGAUUAUUCUUCCAACAAUUCAUACCAGUAGGUAUUUUUUAUAAAUUUUUUUAGGUUGUACAGGUUUUGAAAAAAAUGAGCUUUUGAAUUGUAUAGAGAAAAGUAAUACAUGUUUAAAACUAAAGA